CUGGAAAAAGGCUAAUGAAAACAGGAGCCAAAGCAAAAUACCCAGAAAUACCUUGGUCGUUUGCACUUGGGAAGCACUAUGAUGAUGUACCAUUUCAUGAUCACUUUUAUCCUAUGGUCUUCCUACACUGUGGGACAAGUUCUAAAAUGUGAAGAGCCACCUGACAUUGACUUUGGAGAGAGAGUAAAUGAUGGCAAAGCAGAAUAUCAUGAAGGUGACAGUAUGGUAUCAGUGCUCUCCUGGCACUACCCCAGUGGGUUCUGAAUGGAUAGAAUGUCGUGAGAAAAACUGGACACCUCUGCCAAAAUGCUCUGGUAUGCCAUGUACUAUCACAAGGCAACAGCUAGAAGAGAAAAAGCUAGUUCUGUCCAAUGGCCAAAGUCAAGGAGUCAUAAUCCUACAUAAUCAAAGCCUGGAAUUUUCUUGUGCUAAUGGAUACACCCUUACAAAGCCAAAUUCGAGGACAUGUAUGGAUGGGCACAUGGAUUUCCCAACCUGUAUCUCAGAGGAAGUAGGAAAAUGUGGACCACCUCCACCUAUUAACAAUGGAGGUACCAUCAACUUCCUGUCACCUGAAUAUGCUCCAGGAUCAACAGUGGAGUACAGAUGUCAACAAUUUUAUGUGCUACAGGGUUCCCCAAUUGUGACAUGCAGAAAUGGAUUAUGGACAAAGGAACCAACAUGCUUAGAGGCAUGUAUAGCAUCAAAAGAAAUGAUGUCAAAAAAUAAUAUAGAACUUAGACGGAGAAAUGAUGACAGACUUUAUGUAAGAACAGGACAAGAGAUGGAAUUUACUUGUCGUUGGGGAUAUCGUUUAGCUCCAAGAUCACCUCCAUUAAGAGCAACAUGUGUAGAAGGGAAAAUCAAUUAUCCCAAAUGUAUAUAACAGAACUUUUUCACUAUGGUGAGUUUUAUACUAAUCCUGAGAUUUUCUGAUGUGAAUUCCAUUCCUAUUUUGUGAAAUUCUUGUUACUGUUAACACAUUUAAAUGUCAUCAUCAGGAUGAAAAGAUAAGAAACUCACUUAGUUCACUUCUAAGUAUACCACAGAAGAACCAUCCAAAAGAUAUUAUUUUUUGACUUACUCUUCAAAAUCUCUAGGACAAGAGAUUGAAAACCUUCCCCCAACUUCCACCACCACCACCACCAUCAAAAAAAAAAAAUUAACCUUAAUGAAUCGUCAUUAUAUGACGACAUGAAUUGGGUUUUACAAGGUAUUGUGAUACCAUGUAUAUUUCAUUUUCAUUAGCAAUUGAUCAAAAAUCUCUUUGUUCACUAAAAGAUAAUGACUCCUUCCUUUUCUGGUACCUAACUGUUAAUGUUGUUGUUUGUCCUUCAUUCCCAAAGAGGACCAUAACAGAUGUCAGGACUUGCAAUGAAUUUAAUUUAAGUGAGGAAGGGCAUGUAAGGUCACCACCCUCACUCUCUCCCCUGGAACCAUUUGGGUCCAGUGGCAAGAUAUAUUAUCAGGGUGACUGGAGAUGGCUCCAGGAGUUCUUUUUUUUUUUAAUGGCACCUAAAAAUAUCACUUCAAACUCCUGUUCAUUGUCCUCUUUUAAGGACAUCUUUAUACAAAAUAAAAUGUUUAGUUUAUGUGGUUCCUACUGGUGUUAUUAUAUAAUGAAAAAUUUAAAAAUAAUUUUAAAAUAUUUCAGGGACAGAUGAACUACCACCAUAUACAGAUUUUCAGUUGUGUUUAUUAAACUCUCCAAACCCCGGUAGGGAAUGGAGCUACUGUACUGGGGCAUGUGAAGGAAAAGAGAAGUCUUAGACAGACAGAAGUGAAUAAGGGAAUUGACAACAAUAUUCUCAGCACUAUUUUCAGAGCUUCCUUGGUUCUCUAUCAAUAUGUGGAGACCCAGUUAGAGAAACAAUGGUAUAGAACAGAUAGAAAAGCAAGGGAACCAAUUGGAAUCUCUUUUCUCCCAAACUUUAUAGGACCAUUUGAGACCUUGUAGUUAUAGAAACUUCUUCUGUAGUUGAGGAUUGGUCACUGAACUCUAACAAUUGUCUUCUGUCCCUCCAAAACCUUCUGCACAUUCUUUUUUUUUUUUAAAUGCAACAUCAAAGGAUUUCCCACCAUUUUUCUAUACAAAUACUUUGGUUGUUCAUGAAGAACAACUUACUAAUUUUUUGCUUUUGGUGGUGUUAUUUCCUUAGGUAUUAAGCUAUAGAUGUAAUGAAGGAUGAUGCUGUCAGCCAUGUCUUACCUCCGUUUGGAAAUGAUAACUAUGACAAAUGCCCAGCCUCAAUCUGUACUAUUUGACCACUUUCUCCUUUGUGAUAAAUGCUUUGAUUUAGUUGUAUUCACACAAUCCAUAAUUUAUUCAAUUUGCUUUUGACUUAAAAAUGUUCACUUUUUAAAUUGCAAAAGCUAAACUAGGAAACAGUUAAGAGAAAGUCAAUAUGUAUCAAUAAAGCCUUCACUCUAAGAAAACACCGAGUUAUUUAACUACCUGUGGUCAUCCCUUCUUCAUAUGUUCAGGGAGUAAUUGCCAGGCAGUUUGCUCUGUAGUAAAUGGGAAAGAUCAGCAGUCUUCUGAGGAAGAGAAUUAUGCCUGAGCUUCUGAAAUCCCUUUGCUUACACUUAAAAUUCAAGUGCUCAUUGUAUCUAAAAAGGCCAGAGCUUUCUUUUAUUAUCUUUGAAAAUUGUUCUUGAUCUUCAGAAAAUCAUGGAGACCAAGAGAGGUGCUGCAGAAAAAGACAAUAUUAUCCCUGUUUUUGUUUUGUUUUGUUUUGUUUUUUAGUGGAAAGAGUGUUGGGUCUAUAAGACAUAAGUUAGGAAAAUGUUCUUUCAUUCCCAGCAACAUAUAAGCAGAAAACUGUUGGUGUAGGGGUUGGUGGCGGAGUGGAGGAGGAAACCAGAGACUACCCAACAUGGGGACAUCUUUCCAGGAGAGCUGAAAGCAGGCAGAAGAGCAGAGGCCGAGUUGAAUGAGCAAAAAUUUAGUUUCUGCCCUAUCUAAAGAAGAUAUUGGUUAGAGUUUAUUACUCUACCCCCCACCCAUCAAAUCAGAGGAUAGAGGUCGCUGAAGG
Molecule: messenger RNA, 3035 nt
Organism: Dromiciops gliroides (monito del monte)
Lineage: Eukaryota; Metazoa; Chordata; Mammalia; Microbiotheria; Microbiotheriidae
Product: complement factor H-related protein 3-like
Exons: 5
Coding region: 188-886 (232 amino acids)
Source: RefSeq, a predicted model, not a curated record